Telopea speciosissima is the source of this 363-nucleotide messenger RNA. Its product is annotated as defensin Ec-AMP-D1-like. Lineage: Eukaryota; Viridiplantae; Streptophyta; Magnoliopsida; Proteales; Proteaceae. The coding region runs from base 31 to 270 and encodes 79 amino acids. The record is from RefSeq and is a predicted model, not a curated record. Gene Ontology annotation, biological process: defense response. The transcript has 2 exons.
UCGUCUCUUGUGUAUCAGAAGAAGCUAUCAAUGGAGCGAAGCAUGCGGGUUUUUUCAGCUCUUCUUGUGCUUUCAUUGCUUUUCAUGGCUACUGAGAUGGGGCCGAAGGUGGCAGAGGCUAGACUUUGCGAGUCACAGAGUCAUCACUACAAAGGGACGUGUGUUCAUGAGAAGAACUGUGCUCAUGUUUGCAAAACGGAGGGAUUUCAUGGAGGCAAAUGCAAGGGAUUUGAACGUAAAUGCUACUGCACCAAAACUUGUGAUCCAUGAUCGACAAGUCAGACAUUACCAGCUUCUUCUGCACAAGGGAUUGCUUGAUCGUUUCUUAAUUUUCAGUGUUUUGAUGUGUUUUAAGAAUAAAGU